Messenger RNA from Oncorhynchus keta (chum salmon), 4590 nucleotides. RefSeq names its product sodium/potassium/calcium exchanger 4-like. The transcript is spliced from 17 exons. Bases 610 to 2475 code for a protein of 621 amino acids. Lineage: Eukaryota; Metazoa; Chordata; Actinopteri; Salmoniformes; Salmonidae. Gene Ontology annotation, biological process: calcium ion transmembrane transport; intracellular calcium ion homeostasis. Gene Ontology annotation, molecular function: calcium channel activity; calcium, potassium:sodium antiporter activity. Gene Ontology annotation, cellular component: membrane. The record is from RefSeq and is a predicted model, not a curated record.
GGGAGUGCGCUCUGUGGUGGGAUGAAAGUGUGAGAUUAGCUAAUAUUUUUGCAGAAAAUGUUUUCGCCCCCGAGUAUUUUUGGGAGUGGGAGACAAUAUCAAGCAAAUGGAACCAUAUCGGAGAAUGACCUAUUUUCAACGCCACUAAAUCUACCUUAUUGUGACACACUGGACACAUAAAGGUGCUUUCGGUGGCUUUUGAAGAUGCCAACUGGCACAGAGCUUUAGGCUGCUUGACAUAUUGUGUUAUUUUGAUAAUAAACAGAUAUGCUUUAGCCUCCUUAGGCCUACAUUCUAUAAUAAUGGAACAUUUGCAGAUUGUGUAGCCUCAUUUAUUUAAAAAAAAACUACAACAGCAUUUUCGCCAGGACAAUUCUCACAAGCGGCUUUCAGAGGCACAUGCGAGCUGUUCGUUCUGCUGCCUCUGUCGAGGAUCUGCCCUUCCGUCAUUUCAAACAGGGACGGCAUCCUGACCCUUCGGUGUGAAACGAUACUCGGGCGAUUCCUGCUGUCCGAACAAUCUGCGGCACGGCGCUGAGUGGGUCACUAUCUGCAGGGAGAGGGAGGAGGACGAGCACGUUGCCCGCUGUCCCCGCAUACUGUACAGCCAUGGAGCCGUUACCUGAGCAGAACUGCACCAUGUCGAAAAAGAGCGUCAUAGCUCAAAUCUUCAAAGUUCGCAAGAGGAGACAGAUGCUUUUCGUUCAAGUCUGUUUUAUCUGCAGUAUUUUAUCUUUGACGUGGUGCAUGUCCGCCCUGCUCACAAAAACAGGACAUGGUCUGGUCAUGGAGCAGGGGCUGGUUGACACAACAAACCGUCUGGGACGCAGGCUGAUGGCCGUGGACGGAGACAAUGACACACUGGAUAAGAACUGCACAGAGCCAGCCAUCAAUGAGUUCCCUGAGGAUGUCUUCACCACCUACCAGCGCACCAGAGGAGCUGUCCUGCUGCACAUAUUUGCGGCCCUCUACAUGUUUCUGGCCUUGGCCAUCGUCUGUGAUGACUAUUUUGUGACGUCAUUGGAGAAGAUCUGUGAGAAACUGGACCUAAGUGAAGAUGUGGCAGGAGCUACUUUCAUGGCUGCUGGCAGCUCAGCACCAGAGCUGUUCGCUUCAAUUAUAGGUGUCUUCAUCACUCAUGGAGACGUGGGUGUUGGAACCAUAGUGGGCUCAGCGGUGUUCAACAUUCUAUGCAUCAUCGGUGUGUGCGGAAUCUUCGCUGGACAGGUAGUAUACCUGACUAAGUUUGCAGUGUUCCGUGACUCGCUCUACUACACCCUGUCUGUGUUGGCAUUGAUUGCAGUCAUUUACGAUGAGAAGAUAGUGUGGUGGGAGAGCUUAGUGCUAGUACUGAUGUACUUUGGGUACAUUCUGAUCAUGAAAUUUAACACCAGCAUCCAGAACUAUUUCACAGGGAAGGAAGACAAGAGCUUGGCCAAUGGUAACACAGUGAUCAGCAGCGAGCUGGAGGAUGGUAAUGCUUGUUAUGACAGUUACAUGUGGGAUGAUCCGUCCAAGCCGUUACUCUCUCCAGUGAAGCCCACUAAGAUGUACAGUCGUGGCUCUGUGGUGAUGGUGGAUGAGAUGAUCAACUCCAGCCCUCCUAACUACAGUUUCCCAGACGCCGGCCUGCGCAUCAUGAUCACCAACCAUUUUGGCCCCAAGACACGCCUCCGCAUGGCCAGCCGCCUCAUCAUCAAUGAGCAACAGAGGCUGGUGCAGGCGUCUAACGGUGUGGACAACGAAACCAUGGUGAUCACUGAUGGUAAACCUGAGACCUUGGAGAACGGCACCGUACCAGAGGACAAGACUGCAGAGGAAGAGGAGGGAGAAGCCCUGAACUCACCCUUCACCAUCCCUGGGGGCUGCAUGGAGAAGGUGAAGUGGCUGAUCUCCUGGCCCAUCCUGUUGCUGCUCUACUUCACUGUGCCAAACUGUGCCAAGCCUCGCUGGGAACGCUUCUUCAUGCUCUCCUUCUUCCUCUCCACCGUGUGGAUCGCCGUCUUCUCCUACUUCAUGGUCUGGAUGGUCACCAUAAUUGGCUACACUCUGGGCAUCCCUGAUGUGAUUAUGGGCAUCACCUUCCUGGCAGCUGGCACCAGUGUCCCCGACUGUAUCGCCAGCCUUAUUGUUGCUCGUCAAGGUCUUGGGGAUAUGGCGGUUUCCAACACCAUUGGUAGUAAUGUCUUUGAUAUCUUGGUGGGACUGGGGCUCCCCUGGGCGAUACAGACCAUGGCUGUGGACUAUGGCUCUGAGGUGAUGAUCAACAGCAGAGGGCUGCUCUACUCUGUGGUGCUGCUUCUUGGCUCUGUGUUUCUGACAGUUCUGGGGAUCCAUGUGAAUCAUUGGAAGUUGGACCUGAAGCUGGGUGUGUAUGUGCUGGUGAUGUACGUCAUCUUCCUGUGUUUCUCCAUCAUGAUCGAGUACAACGUCUUCACCUUCGUCAAUCUGCCCAUGUGUCUGGAGCAGCUGUAGGACGGCCACUGGACCAGAACGGGAGUCCCUGCUGAGUUAUAGACUCAAACAGCCCUCUGGAUCUAAACUUAAUCGCUAACUAACACAAUCAUUUCUAUAAUUUUACAUUUCCACAUACACUUGUUUUACACACUCCUUCCCCAUUCCAGACGUAUUUGUCUGCCCUUACUAUACCCCUAGUUCCCUAGAUCUUUACAUUCAUCCACAAUAUCCUCUGUCCCCCAAACAACACUACCUACACAUGCUUUUGUGCUGUCAAUUAGAGGAGGAGAUACGAACAGAACCGUAUGGAUUCUCCUUACUAACUCAGAGGAACAGGUGGCUAUUCUGUCUUUCCCUGCAGAGCGCAUAUCACCAUCAGAAGGAAAGAAACACAGCUCACCUCUAAACAGAACCCACCUGCUUGAAACCCUCCUCGUCUCUACAAUAUAACCCUGGACCACCAUGACACCACCUUCCUUGUCUGUUUGUAUCUCAUCCGGUCUGGGAGGACCCAACCAGCCCUCUCUGUAUAUUUAUGAAUUCUUCAUUUAUUGCCAUUUUGAUUUAUUCUAUUAUCGUCUUUCUUUGGAAGGAAAGCAAACAUACAUUUCAUGAACAUAUUGCACUUUAGAUGUUUCGUGUGAAAAUAAUUAGAGUAUAUAUAUAUGGCAUAUAAUAUAUUAUAUUUUUACGGUUCAACGUUCUAGUUCCUCCUUUGUGUGGUGCAGUAAGGAGAGAAAGGGAGAAGGCAGCAUCCUCUUUCUCUCUGGCAGGGAGUAGAGAGUCCAGGGGAGAACCUGUGCUUCUUCUGUUUCUGGACACUCUCCAACUGCAAGAAACUGCUGACCAAGACAAGACUGACACGCCAUGUUCCGUAUUUGAGUGUGAGUGGAAGUAGGUGAGAGAUUGCAAGAAUGGGAGGGGGAGUGUCUAUUAGUAUUCAGCUCCACUGUGGAGAGGAGAAAACCUCUUGGGAGACUGUGUCCCCAUUGGUGCUUGGUGGAUGAGGAUUUUACAGAUGGCUUGAGUGUACAGGGAACAGGACUUGGGCCCUUUGGCUGAGGAAAAGCAUGGAUUUAUUUUGGCAUACUGUUGGAGGAUCCAGAGCCAGGCUCGUACGCCUGAGUCGUGUUGAUUUGUUUAAAAAGAAAAAAAUGCAUUGUGUAUUUGAUAUCUUCAGCUCCUAACAGGGCCAAGUCUUGUACUCUGUUCAGUUCCCUCUCCUCCCUGUGCACCAGUCUGUCUGUCUCAGAGGGCUGAAGAGCUGCUGCUGCCCCCCAGUGGUCUAAACAGAGUGGAUCCCUAUGCCACUGGCUGUGGUUGCUAUGGGAGUGAGUAUUAUUGUGACACAAACCAGGAAGGAUACGACCGGGACCAUGGAUGGGGAUCUGUGCUGCACAAUGGCAAAUGUAUUUAUGUUGUGUGUGUGUGUGUGUUUAUGUAUAUAUGACCCGACAUGCACAAGCUGAGGUCCUCUCGUUGUGAUCCCUGUGCUUCUUUUCUUCUGCCAGUCGGGCAAGGUGGGAUGCAGUUCCUGCGUAGAUAUUUUAAACUGCUUCCUUCUCUCCCCCUUACCCUGCCCCAAAUCAUCCUUCUCCUCCUUCGCCUCCUCCUGGCUCUCUCUUUCUCUGUGAUUAUGUCUUCUCUAAAUGCAUGAUGGGACGGCGAGGCAGUGUUUAUUUAUUGCUCCCCAGAGCAGAAGCUUAGUGGGAUGGGAUAGGAUCAUCACCCUGUUCGUCCACCCGUCGACCUCCAAAUAUUGGCAGCUACGAGUCGAGUCGCCCUCUGCCCAUUUGACUGACUUCUUGACCUCGUUAUGGGUCGUGUUCAUCAGGGCACACAAAGGAAAACAUUUUGAACCUUAAGUAGUUGCUCCCUGUUUCAGUCCGUUUUCUUCUGUUUGGUGCCUAACGAACACGACCCAGUUCAGAGGUUGCUGUGGGAACAGAGGGUGGAGUCUGUAUCGGUGUCAGUCGUGAGUGUGUAGGGUGUUGGUGGUGUAUCGGUGUUGAAAAGUGUUGUCACUGUUUUCUGUGUUGAAAAGCAGACAUUGGAUGCAGUGUGUGGUAUAUAUAAUAUAAACACAUGUAUGCAAUCUCAAUAAAAAGAGGACCAGGCAAGGAUGAUACAGCA